AUGGAGCUGACGGUGUCGCCGGGGUGGAGUUGGAGAAGCUGCCCCGCGCAGAAGGCGAGGCAACUGCGGUGGGUUGGGGUCGCGAUAUUCCACCCGGAUCCCGCGGCGAGAUCAGUGUGCGAUAGCGCGCCCGCCAACCCACCGAGGCCUUCCCGAAGUUUGCCUACGCGGGGGAGGCCAACCGGAGGAGAUAUCGCCACGCAGUCAAUCAGCUCCGCAGGAUUCCACGGGGUAUGGGGGCAACAUGGGCGGCGCAGAACAACGAAUUACGCCAGGCAGACGGCGGGCCGCCAAGGUGGCAGUCCCGGCAGACAGCCGCCGGAAGCCGUCGUUUUGGACCCCCGAACUGGCGGAGUUGGACGGUGUCGCGGCCAAAAGCCGCUAGCUUGUGCUCGCUACGCGCCAGGAAGCAGAGCAGUCUUGU
Molecule: messenger RNA, 424 nt
Organism: Trypanosoma rangeli
Lineage: Eukaryota; Euglenozoa; Kinetoplastea; Trypanosomatida; Trypanosomatidae
Exons: 1
Source: RefSeq, a predicted model, not a curated record